Molecule: messenger RNA, 724 nt
Organism: Colletotrichum navitas
Lineage: Eukaryota; Fungi; Ascomycota; Sordariomycetes; Glomerellales; Glomerellaceae
Exons: 1
Biological process (GO): replication fork processing; kinetochore assembly; DNA repair
Cellular component (GO): FANCM-MHF complex
Molecular function (GO): protein heterodimerization activity
Source: RefSeq, a predicted model, not a curated record
CAGAUCUCGCACUUCAGCGGACGCACCCUUGACCAUCUGUCUUCCUGGGUUAACUCUGAGAAGUGGGCUAUCGUAUCUUUGACACGUGAAACUUGUGUUGUCGGCCACCCUCUUUCGACCGCUAACAAGAUCUGGGCUGCCUGCAAGACAAGAAGUAGAUCACGACCCUCCCUCAACGACGACACCAACACUCCACUUCUCGACGUCAACAGACCGGAUCACCAGAAUGCCCAAUCAACCGACCCAGCCCACAAAACGCGGUCGGCCGGCCAAGUCUCAGCAACCCGCCGCCGGCACGAAGCGUAAGGCCGCGCAGCAGCCCGCGCGCAAGAAGUCCGGACCCUUUGAGCUAUCAGACAGCGACGCGGCGUCGCGGGCGGUCGAGGACGAGGAGGAAGCCGAGGAGCAAGAUGAGGACGUUGACUCUCCCGAAAACACCAUUCCGCCCGAGCUCCUGACGCGGCUCUUGCACGAGUUCUUCGAAAAGGACGACACGAGGCUGAGCAAGGACGCGAACGCCGCGGCAGGCAAGUACAUGGACGUAUUCGUCAGAGAGGCCAUCGCUCGGUGUAUUCACGAGCGGCCGGGCGGCUUCCUAGAAGUGAGUUUCACUAUAUCUGGCCUCUCCUGCGGGGGUGGUGAUUUUGUGGUCAUUGUUGUUAUGUGCUGCGUACAGGCGAAGGAACUGACGGGGAAGCUAGGUUGAGGACUUGGAGAAGAUUGC